Molecule: messenger RNA, 1407 nt
Organism: Thermochaetoides thermophila DSM 1495
Lineage: Eukaryota; Fungi; Ascomycota; Sordariomycetes; Sordariales; Chaetomiaceae
Product: zinc finger domain-containing protein
Exons: 2
Coding region: 1-1407 (468 amino acids)
Cellular component (GO): nucleus; cytoplasm
Molecular function (GO): zinc ion binding
Source: RefSeq, a predicted model, not a curated record
AUGUCAACAUUCGCACCAAUCGGCCAGAAGGUCGAGAAGGCGACCAAGGUCGCGAAUGGCGUCGAGGAGGACGACAGGGUGGUCGAGGAGAUCGAGUCCCUGUGCAUGAACUGCCACGAGAAUGGCAUAACACGACUACUCCUCACCAAGAUCCCCUUCUUCCGUGAAAUCAUCAUCAUGUCUUUUUCAUGCGAGAAGUGCGGCUUCUCGAACAAUGAGGUCCAGCCAGCUGGCACCUUUCAGCUUAAGGGCUCUCGCUACGAACUCCGGUUAAUCGAUAUGGCCGACUUCCAGCGCCAGGUUGUCAAGUCCGAUACGGCUACUGUCAAGUUCAUCGAACUGGACGUUGAGGUCCCUCCAGGAAAGGGCCAGCUUACCAAUGUCGAAGGUUUGCUCACAACCUUGGUUGACGACCUGGCCUUCGGCCAGGAGGAGCGCAAGAAGGAGAAUCCCGAGGUCUGGGCUAAGGUUGAGGAGGUCAUCGCCAAGGGCAGGAGGAUGCUGGCCGGCGAGCUGUUCCCCUUCCGUGUUGCCGUCGACGAUCCCGCCGGUAACUCGUUCAUCGCCCCCGACCCGCGCGACGGUGUCGGCAAGUGGGAGAAGCGCGAGUACCUCCGCACUCCUGAGCAAAAUGCCAUGCUUGGCCUUGCCGACACUGCGACGGACGGCCUCGAUGAGAACGACGACAUCAUCCCCGACCAGGUCUACUCCUUCCCCGCGCAUUGCCCUGGUUGCAUGCAUCCUUGUACCACCAACAUGAAGAUGGUUGACAUUCCGCACUUCCGUCAGGUCGUGCUGAUGAAUACGACCUGCGACGACUGCGGCUACAAGUCGAACGACGUCAAGACCGGCGGUGAGAUCCCCGAAAAGGGUAAGAAGAUCUCGUUGAAGGUCAAGAGCGCCGAGGAUCUGGCCCGCGACAUUCUCAAGAGCGAGACCUGCUCGAUGGAGUGCCCAGAGCUCAGCCUGGCGGUGAACCCAGGCACGCUGGGUGGCCGUUUCACCACCGUCGAGGGUCUGCUGACCCAGGUGCGCGACGACCUGCAUGCGCAAAUCUUCGAGGCCGACGCCGACGCUGGUGAGGAGGCGCGCAUCAAUGACUCUCUCAGCGAAGCCGAACGCCAGCGCUGGGAAGAGUUCUUCCGCGACCUCAAUGCCGCCAUCAAGGGCGAGAAGGAGUUUACCAUUAUUUUGACCGAUCCGAUUGCCGCGUCGUACGUGCAGAGCUUGGCCGACGACCCGAGCCAGCCUGAUGAGCAAAUGACGGUCGAGUGGUACGAGCGUACCGAUGAGGAAGAAGAGGACCUUGGUCUGAAGGACAUGAAGGUUGAGGGUUAUGAGGAGGAGUACGCAAAGGAGAAGGAGAAGGAGGCAAGGAAGCAGACAGAGGAGGCUGCUGCUGAGUGA